UCGGUAUUUAUAAGGAUGAGUUUUGAAAGGAAGGUGUUAAACGCAACGAACUUCCGUUGUGUCGUAUGUCUUUCUUACAUAAACUCAAUUUAAGAGUACAAUGUUCUUUCUCUUUACUGAUUCCAGUUUGUUGGCUGUUAUAGAAGGGUUUAUCACUUCAUAAGGUGUGAAAGCCAAAAAAGAAAUCCUUUACUUGGAUUGUAAAGUUUGAUAUUUUAUUAUGAUUAUAUCGACAAUUGAUUGAACAAACUCUGCAGAAGAGUUGGAUUGAACUGAAGCUUAGAAACAAUAGGGUAUUUCUCUGUUUUUGGUUUGAUUGAUUUGGAACUCAAGAUUCCAAAUCCUAAUGGUUCAAAUUAUGCCAUUUUAAUCAGCCUCUUGUAUAUUAGAUGUUGCUUCAUAGGGUAAAGAGCUUCUUAAAUAACCAGCUAACUAUCAAACAGGCGAAACAAAUUCAUGCUCAAAUCCUUAUUACCAGCCUUAACCACCUCCAGCCUUCCUUGGUUCAUCAGUUCCUUCUAUCCACAACCAACUAUUCGGCUAGUGUUUUUGUUUAUGUGCGAGAAAUCCUCUACCAUUUGCAAAAGCCGGAUGCUUUUUCAUGGGGUUGCACCGUAAGGUUUUUAUCACGGCACGGGCAAUUCGAAGAGGCUUUUUCUCUUUAUGUUGAAAUGCAGAAGCUUGGGUUGUACCCAAGCACACAUGCCGUAUCGUCUGCUUUAAGAGCAUGCGCUAGGACUGGGAGUAAAACCGGUGGGAUUUCGAUCCAUGCUCAGGUUCAUAGAUAUGGGGUUUGCAACUGUGUUUUUGUGCAAACAACUCUUGUGGAUUUCUAUACGAAGCUGGGUGAUAUGGAUACUGCAAAAAGGGUUUUCAAUGAGAUGCUUGAAAAGAAUGUGGUCUCGUGGAAUUCGAUUUUAUCUGGGUAUUUGAAAGCUGGAAACUUAGGAGAGGCUCAGAGGGUGUUUGAUGAAAUGCCAAAGAAAGAUGUCAUAUCUUGGAAUGCAAUUCUAUCAGGGUAUGCGAAAAUGGGAAAUAUGGAUAAGACCCUUUCAUUUUUUCAGCAGAUGCCAGAGAAAAGUUUCGCUUCUUGGAAUACUUUGAUUAGUGGUUAUAUGGAACGUGGAGAAAUUGAAUCAGCUCGGAGAUUUUUUGACAUGAUGCAUCGAAGAAAUAAUAUUACCUGGAUCACAAUGAUCGGCGGUUACUCUAAAUGUGGGGAUGCCGAAUCUGCCCGCGAACUCUUUGAUGAAAUGCCUGAGAAAGAUCAUUUAGCCUUUAAUGCCAUGAUUUCUUGCUAUGCCCAAAACAGUGAACCAAAGGAAGCCCUAAAGUUGUUCGACGACAUGCUUAAAUCAGGUGUCAAUAUCCAGCCCGAUGGAGUAACUUUGGCAAGUGUUAUAUCUGCUUGUUCACAACUAGGAGAAUUGAGAUUUGGUUCAUGGAUUGAAUCAUACAUAAAUAAGCAUGGAAUCCAAAUGGAUGACCAUAUGGCUACUGCUUUAGUCGAUUUGCAUUCGAAGUGUGGAAAUGUUGAUAAGGCCUAUAAGCUUUUUAAUGGUCUGAGAAAAAGGGAUGUUGUUGCUUACAGUGCAAUGAUAGCUGGAUGUGCUAUCAAUGGCAAGGCUAUUGAUGCCAUCAAGUUAUUCCAAGAAAUGGUGGAAGCGCAAAUUCAACCAAAUUUAGCUACCUUCUCCGGGUUAUUAACCGCCUAUAAUCAUGCUGGCCUGGUUGAAGAAGGCUACCGGUGCUUUAAUUUAAUGAAGGACAAUGGACUUGUACCUUCAACUGAUCACCAUGCUAUCAUGGUUGAUCUUUUGGGCAGGGCAGGAAAAUUAGAAGAAGCAUAUAAACUAAUAAAGAGUAUGCCUGUGAAGCCCCAUACUGGUGUUUGGGGAGCUUUGCUUCAAGCCUGUAGUGUACAUAAAAAUGUUGAGUUCGGAGAGAUUGCAGCUAAGCAUUGCUUUGAGUUGGAGCCUAGUACAGGUGGUUAUUAUUCUCUCCUUGCCAAUAUUUAUGCCUCUGUUGGGAGGUGGCAGGAUGCGAGACGAAUGAGAAGGAAUAUGGACAGGAAGAAGCUGGACAAGAUACCUGGUUGUAGUUGGACAGAAUCGACUUAGAGUCUUCCACCAUUGACAGACUUAAGUGACCAUCUAACUCAGGAUGUGGUCCAGGAGUGAUGGCGAGUUGACAUUGAAUGGGCCAGCUUGUCCUCAAUAAAAUGCUUGGAGUACUACAUAAUUUUGGUAGAAGAACAUUGAUAAUCCUCAACUCCUUCUCUUCUCUACUCAUAGAGUGCUAUCCCCCUGGCUCCUGUGUUGCUUAAAGUUUUAUGUCUAACAGGAGAUUCAGGUUCUUCUUGUUCCUCGACUGCAUAGGAAGAUGGAGGAUACCUCCAUUUUCGCCUAAUUUUUUCUUCUUUCUUUUUCUUUUGUGAGUGGCAGCUGAAUGCACCUCUUUUUUUUGUUCUUGGUUUCUUUUAAUUAGAAAAGGAAGUUGAGUUGUAGUUCCCAAUAACUCCAUAAUGAAAUUGGUAGUGUAUGAUGCAUCUAAGUACAUAGACUAAAUUUAAUUUUAAAGUUAGGAAGAAUAUAAAA
Messenger RNA from Gossypium arboreum, 2597 nucleotides. Its product is annotated as pentatricopeptide repeat-containing protein At4g22760. The coding region runs from base 390 to 2120 and encodes 576 amino acids. Lineage: Eukaryota; Viridiplantae; Streptophyta; Magnoliopsida; Malvales; Malvaceae. The record is from RefSeq and is a predicted model, not a curated record. The transcript has a single exon. Gene Ontology annotation, biological process: RNA modification. Gene Ontology annotation, molecular function: RNA binding; protein binding.